GAAGCUUCCAUUACAAAUCUUCUAUUCGUAAGAGUGGGAAUCAACAUGAAUUGGGCUAAAUCUCUAAUUCUGACGAUGACCGUUUUAUCGGGAGCCUCCGCCGGCGGCAACGACCAGGUAGUUCCGUCAUUAACGGAGAAGGAGAUUCAAGACUCGGUUCAGUAUUUUCACGCAAUGUUACUACGUGGUUACGAGAAGAACAGGCUAAAGUUUAUAUAUGAAUACGCCCAAAAAUUUUCGAAAGAAGAAGAAACCAACCUGUCGUUUGUAGCUUCACAGAAUGUGUACGACUUGGACCGUUCCCUUUCGGAAGUUCGGACAAUUGAGCUGUCUAUUCCCACAUCCUCAAAAAAACCCACAGUUCUGUUUCCCGACGACGAACUCGACUUCGACAAGGCGUCACAACUGAGGGAUUUGCUAAAAGUGUUGUCUGUUCUUGGGUUGGAGACAGAAAUCAGCCACCACGAGUGGAGCAAAAGCGGCGACGUUAUCGAAGAAGUCUACGUUGAUAAGAACCUAGUGUACGAGUACGCGGAUGGACUUCAUUUCGUAAAUAAAACGGUGAGAGUGGUUAACGGAAGCGUAUUGGAGGACCGCAUAAAAGAAUUGGCCAUCGAUUCUUCCCUUCUGUCUGUUUUACGAUACGACUCCGACGGUCAGUUCUUAAAAGACGCGUCCACGUUGGUACCGGAACUACUGACCUCGGUGGACGAAGAAUACAACGAACCGGACGCGGAAAUGAUCAAUUCCGUCCUGGAAGAACUGGCGGCGGUCGCCGCGUCCGCAAAAACUCGGGGCGAGGUGCCAAGCCGCCUCGUCGCUAGUCUUAUGAAAAAACACGACGCCACCAUCUUCUACGUCACCGACGACGAACCGGACGGUGCUUACGUAAGUAAAGAUUUCAGUCUGACUGUAAAUUACCACCUGAACGACGACUGGCGAUUCACCGUCUAUGGUUCCAAAGCGAGGACUCAAUAA
Messenger RNA from Cylas formicarius (sweet potato weevil), 978 nucleotides. RefSeq lists its product as uncharacterized. The transcript has 5 exons. Bases 46 to 978 code for a protein of 310 amino acids. The record is from RefSeq and is a predicted model, not a curated record. Lineage: Eukaryota; Metazoa; Arthropoda; Insecta; Coleoptera; Brentidae.